AUGCUUGCCACAGGUUGCGCAAUUGCGCACACAUCUACACAAGGACGCCUGGAGCGACAAGGCUCCCAAGACGAAGCGGACGACAUGCCCCAACCCCAGGCGUCAGGCCAGGCCCCCCCAACGACCACGAGCGACCCCCUCGCGCGGCCCGACUCGCCACCCACCCCGACGCCCACAACAAUAGACCACGCCGCCCUCCCGCACAUCUUCGACAACAUCCUCUCCCAUGCCGCACUAGACGUCUUCAUUGCGCUGCGCGCGACCAGCCGCGAGAUGUGCGCGCGCGCCAACUCUGCGCUGUACCACCACGUCUGUGUCUCCGUGUCGCGGGGGCACAACGCCGCCGGGCGCGAGGUCCCGCAUGUGUCCUUCCGCGCGCCGUACUCUGGCCGCCCGUUGCCCGGAUUAACGUGGGACGCCCGCGGGCGCGACCGCACACUCGCCCUCCUUGCCAAGCACACGCGCGUGCUCGACGACCGCGGCAGCGCGAUCAACCUCUCCGGCUACUGCCACCACCCUGAGAUCUUCGAGAAGGACGGCGGGCUCGCGCUCCUCGCUUCGCUGUAUCCUGAUGUUGUUCGUGCCUCCGUGCUCGACCGCCUUCAGAGACCCUAUGCGGGGUGGUACCGCGCCGUUAGGAAGGCUACCUGCCGGCGAAGCGGCGAGGGCGAGCCCGCCAACGACGGCAACGACGACGACGACAACGGCUUUCCGGACGAUUUGGACCCGCAGAACCCCUUGCACCGGCGCAUAGCGGCAACACGCGCCCUCUUAAAUGGAGAAACGGCCCGCACUGCACUCCUAGCGGGGCAUCGCCCCCUCCUCCCCGCCGCGACGUUCAUCACCUUCACCAGCCUGUGUGCGGACGAGGACCAGCUCGUCCCAGUGCACGGAUACCUGCCGAGCACGACGCGUGUCAUCUCCAAUGUGACGUUUGAGGUCGAUCCAACGGGCGUGGCGGUGAGGUACGACGUCACUGCCAGCCCCCCGAGUUGGGUCACCGACGUUAUUGUCGUCUUCUCCAACGCGCCAACGGGCAACAGCUGGACAUGGACGUCUGGCGCGCUCGGCGUUCUCCACACGGUCAUCGAGUCGAUGGGAGGCCAGGCUGGACGCGCGCACACCGUCACACUCGUCGGGCUGGAGGACAUGGACCCGGUGUACUACCACUGCGACGGCAGCCUCUCCACACCAUGGGCAGAGCGCAAGGCGUCCCUCGUGUCCAGCCUGCGCGCGGCCGUGAUCGACCGCUUCAACUCUCCCCAAGGGCCACCGGUCAUGCCACCCACGGUAAUGCUUAUGGGCCCGGGCAACAUGCCUGUCCCCAACCCCCCUGCGCCACCCGAGCCGCCCGAGCCAUGGCGCCCCCCGACGUGGCGCCUCCUCACGUUUGCAGAGUGGCGCGCAGACGUCGGCGACGAGCUAUACGCCCUCGCUACUGUUGCGCCUUGGGACCCGUGGCCCGACAUCCUGCCUCAUUCCAAUGCGAGCAUGGGGCGGUAG
This is a messenger RNA of Vanrija pseudolonga, 1503 nucleotides long. RefSeq lists its product as uncharacterized. Bases 1 to 1503 code for a protein of 500 amino acids. The record is from RefSeq and is a predicted model, not a curated record. The transcript has a single exon. Lineage: Eukaryota; Fungi; Basidiomycota; Tremellomycetes; Trichosporonales; Trichosporonaceae.